AACCCAAGUGCACCAGGGAUGCAUAAUUAUGAAGGAGACUGGAGUGACAGCCACACAAGAGUUUCAUACAGAGAAAAACCUGGCUUCUUUGGACAAAUACAGCAGAGUUUCUGGGCAUCUCUGAUUGGAAUUCUUCUUGUUGUUGUCUCAUUUCCUGUCAUUUACUGGAAUGAGGUAACACUAUCCUGAGUAUCAGGCCUUCCUAAGAGGGUAGGGGAGAGGAGAUUUUAGAUGGGAGAAGUAAUGGAGUUUGCUUCAUUUACUGUGCUUUUCAAAAACAUGCCAAUUGCGAAGUUCAAAAGCCAACUGAUGAUUGCAUUUUUCGCUGCCGUCAAUCAUCUUAACACACCUCUUAGGAAACAAGACUUUACUUAAACGGGUUCAAAAAUAAUGUAUUUAUCAUGGGUUAUGGAACCUUUUCUUUGGGGUGUUACAUGGUAUGCGGUUCUGUUGCUUCAUUAGCGGUAGGCUAUAUAAUUAUAUUUGAGUUGUUCUCAUUUAUAUUCAUUCGCGUCUUACGACCGUCCCUACGCCCUCAAAAUUAAAUACCUCGGCAGUGAUCAGGGGUUUCUCUUAGACGUAGUUUUUUGCAUGCUGCUAUAUGAAAGGUUUAGCACGUUUUGUAUGUUUACUGAAUGAUUGUUAUACGAGCAUAGUUUAGAUCAUUUUGUUGGGUUGUUUUUCUUGCUGUAAUUUUUUACAUUUCCGAUAUUUCAUUCUGUUUAUUGUAUUAUUUCCAUCCAUUCUGUUGAUGAAGGCAUAAUAAAGAGGGUCGCACACGGCUCGUGUUGACACACCCCAAUUGAGGUUGCUUGUUACAUGAUAAAUGUUUUAUAUUCGUUUGAGCGGGGUAGCGAAUUAGAAUAUAAAGGUCAUGGUUUGUGAUUUGUGAUUGGUGGAUUUUGAUCCGUUUUGUGUGUUUCUGUCUUUCAAGGUUCGUUGCUUAUGAUCGUAAUUAUUAUUGACGGCAGCCAAAAACGCAAUUGUGGAGGCAGCAUUAUGAACUUUAGAGUUUGCAUGUUUGUGAAAAGCCCAGUAAUACUGGUAUUAAAACAUACUUGAUUGUCUGAUGGAAGGAUACAAUGAGCAGAACAUUUUGUUCCUGAAGAAGUGGAUUCUUAGUAAUGAUGAUAACAUGUGGAAUAAAAAUAUUAUCAUAUGUAUUUCACAUAGUUUUAAUUGCAAAUUUUUAAUUUCUCUUGUUCUCAAGCAACAGAGUACUGUAGUCAGAAUAAAUUAAUGUGUGCCAAAAACUGGUCGAAAAAAUUUUAUCUAGCAAACUGGCAGAAGUCACUUAAGAAUUAAUGGGGCUUUCUUUCCAACCACCCCUUCAAUAAGUAAUGAAGCAUUUUCAUAUAUUUUUGGAUAUAAAGGAGCAGUUAUAAAUUUUUACUGCUGCAUCCUAAAAAAUUUUGCUGCCAAUACAUGGAGACAUAUUUAAACUACUGAAAAAUUAAUGAUUAUAUUUAACUUACUAAUUACUGAAUACAUUAUUACCACAAUAGGGAAGAGCUGUUCAAACAGCCCUAUCAUUAGAUGAAGGCCUGAGACAAGUUGUUCGUCUUCAAUAUAUUGAUCAAGUCAGUCCUGAGUAUGACAACAGCUUGGUUCACUUAACAGGAAGUUUACAAACAGACAGAGUAAGUUCCACUCUUGGAUCCUAAUCUAAAGCCCCAGGUUUCCUGUACAAUUAUUUAUUGUUGCAACUACUGAAAAAAGUCCAGUGAUGAAAACAAUACAUUUUAUUUUUUAAUAUUGAUCGUGAAAACAAUUAUGCAUUAUGAUACUUGUAGAACUGCUGGUGCUAAUAAUAAUUAAUAUUAUUAUUGUUGAAGAUCGAGUUGUUUCCGUAGUGAAUCUUGACAAAAACGGAGCUCACAACAUUUCUGAAAACAAGUUUGAUUGGGUCUUAAUUAUAAAAUUCAUUAUUGGUAUAGUAACCCUUAAGCUACCUGUUUUAAACAUGCUUGGGAAACUAGAAGUUCAUGCCUAUCAUUCAUCAUCAAACUUAACUAACUGAGGUGUUGUUUUGUUAGCCUCUAAGUGAUGAACAAUACGGCAUUGCUGUCAGGGCUGUGAAGCUAAGAAGAAAGGUUGAAAUGUAUCAGUGGGUGGAGCAUAAAAAGACUCGGUAAAGUAUUAGAACUUUUAAGUGUGUGAAAAAUUAGAGAGUCAUUAGUAUUGCUCAUAGAGAGGGAUUAAUGUGCAUAGUACAUAUGGGUUUGUAACCAGGGGGAUUUGCUGAUAUUAUACAUUAAUUCAAGGGCUUGAUCAAAAACUGCAAAAACAUAAGUGAUGAUUUUGCUGAAAUACAAAGUUGUUUAAAAAUCACUGAAUUUUCAUGAAUGAUCAUUUUCCCUGUAUUACAAAACAAGCUUCUGCUUUUUUUGAUACAAUGGAUUCCUGAUCAGUAUUAGGGCUAUUGAUCGAAGCAAUAUUAUUUAGUGUGGUUUUACUUAUCUUUGACUUUUAAUAUUUCCUCAUAAUUUAAUUAUGCAUUGAUUCACUUCACUCACUUACUUCAUCCAAUUGAUUUUUUUUAGAGAAUAUGACGAGGGAGGAAAAACAAGAGUAGAAACAACUUUUUCUUACUGUAAGUAAAUAAAUAAAUAAAUAAAUAAAAAAGUGAUCUAUACAUAAUUCCACUAUUUUUUUUUUGUAUGCCGUUAUAUUUUCCUUUGAGAUAACAUAGUCAUUGAGUAGUAUACUAACGUGUGUACGGAUAUCAUCACUUAUUUUACAAGGGGGUGAAGCAUUGCCCCCAGUUACUUUUGGGCAGGAGAAAUGACACUGAUAAAUAUGUCUGUGCUAGUCCUUCUAUUUUUACUGUACAUGCAUAAUAUACAUGUACAGUAAAAAAUAAAAGGACCAGCACAGACAUAUUAUGUUACAGGUCAAAAUUAAAUCCUUGAAAUAUAUGGUUAUUGUAGCAAUGGAGUGGAAAGACCAUAUUGUUAGAAGUGGUGAGUUUGAUAAUCCAUCAGGACAUCAAAACCCUCACAGCAUGCCGGUGGAAUCUUAUACAAUUAAAUCAGACCCAGUCAAGGUUGGAGCGUUCAUUUUGUCAAAAGGUAAAGUACAGUAUCAUAUGUGAAUAAAUCUUCUUUUCUUUUAAUGAAGAAGCCUAACCGUAUAAACCUUGAAAUAUAAAGAAGAUUAUCACAGUUGAAGAAUGUUACAACAUGCAAUUUAAGCAGUUGAGGAAAGAAUACCUGAAAAAAGUCAGGCUUGUCAGGAUUUGAACCUGGACCUCUGCGAUCCUGGUACAGCACUCUAACCAAUUACGCUGUAGCAAAAGCAUGCCUGCACUUCCACCAAAUAUUAAAAAAGUUUGAGGUCAUGCCAUUUCUUGAUAACUUUUUUUGUUAUUAUUUUAUUCUUUUGACUUCCUUUUUAUUUAUUUCUCAUUCUCUUUUAGGCCUUGUUGAAAAAAUAAAUGAGUUUCACCCGCUUGCUCCAAGAGAUUUGGUCAAAAGAGGACGAAAAAUGUACAUUCAUGAUGGAAUGUUUUAUCAUGCAAAGGAUCAGUUUUAUCCUGUGGUAAGAAAUGUCAAGCAGCCAUCUCAGCUCAGGUUUUCAUACAAGAAUGCUCUCAUAACCUGCAACACAUUGUUAGAUGACCAGGACGUAAUUGAACUGUCUGUCUGCUACAACAAUGUCAUUUUUCCAAUACAUUGUACAGGCAUUGAGAAAAAUUACUCCCAGAAAAUAUUAAUGCCAUUAACACUACACUGGAUGACUCUUCAGGGUGUUGUAGGUACAAUAUGUUGGAACCGUUGAAACUAUAAAGAUCCAAAUAAAUGAGCAACUCAGCCUUACAUGUAGUGAAAAAAUUAUUUUAUUAAUGAAAAGACUUGAUAUACAGCUUUUUUGUUCUGACUCUUGAGUUUUUUUUCUUUAAAAGUGUUUCACUGCUAUGCAAAUAACUAAUGAUUUAUAUUAUUUCUAAUAUACCUAUUUUGUUGUUGUUAUUGUUUAGGUUGGCGAUGUGCGGGUGCAGUUUUCUUAUGCUGGACUGAGUGGAAAACCUGGCUCGGGACUAGGCGACCCACUGAAGGUAGAGAAAAAAUCUCAAGAGUAAUCAAUAAUUAAACUACUCCCUCUUAUAAGAAAACAAGCAACUACACGUAAAACUUGCACAUGCUUACAGAACCUAGAAAAAAAAUGAUUGUUUCUGUUUUUCUAACAGGUCAGUAUUGUUGCCCGACAGCAAGGAGGAGCACUGUCCCAGUAUAACACAGAAUCUGGGGAUACACUGGAGUUUCUCUACCCUGGAGAAAUGAGUGCAGAGGUAAAUAAAAAUGUUUUCAAACAACAACACAUAUCUACACCUGAAUGUACUUUCUUCUUUUGGACUUAAUUGUCAUACCAGAACAGGUUUCAAAAAUAGGCCUGGCAAUUUCAAAUCAUCUAUUAACAGUUUAAUUAAACCAAUGAGAAGUUGGCCAAAUUUUGGUAUUUUCAUUCUCCACCUUAAAGUUUUUUUUGUUUGUUUGUUUUCUGAAUUGCAGGAGAUUUUUGAUGCCGAGCAUUCUGCCAAUACUCUUCUCACUUGGGCCCUGAGGGGAGUAGGUUGGGUCUUGAUGUUUAUCGGAUUUCAAAUGAUGACAAGCAUUCUUACUUUGUUGAGUAAGUAAAACCAUAAACAUUAAGUUAAGACAGUCAUUGUAGACAAAUGCAGUCAGGUAAAGGAACAGUAGGCCCUAGCUAUAGCCCUAAAACAAGGGCUUCUUGCUAGGAAAAACAAAAGAAAUCAGAGGUUUCAAAGACCUGACAGCAGCUAUGUGUUAGAAAUUUUAAAAACAUGCUUUGUUUUAUUUUCCAGUCUCUUGGGUGCCAAUUGUCCGUGAGCUUGUGGGCCUGGGUUUGACCAUACUAUGCCUGUGUCUCGCCACCUCGUUGUCAUUGGUUACCAUAGCAGUUGGCUGGAUCGCUCACCGGCCACUUCUAGGCAUGACAUUAUUGGCAGCAGCUGCUGUGCCCAUACUGAUAUCUAGACAACGGAGGCAGAAUACUUAUGACCGCGACAGAUGAACACGGAGCUUUCAAUAUUAACAUUAGGACGAUCAUAGUUCUAUGGUAUCAUUGGUUGCUAUUAAGGUGAAUUUUUAACAGAUCUCUAUGUAUAUGGGAGAACAUUGCUCUGCAGAGAUUGCACUUUACACACUGAGGGUCCAAUGGCACAGAGUUUUCACAGGCUGCUCUAAUCUUAGACAUGUUUUAGAUCCAUUCUCCAGUCAAAAUGUAAGUUACAGAGAAAGGAAAGCAGUGGAACUCUUGUGGAAGUCUCAGUUCCCUGAAUUGUCAAACUAGACUGGUCUAACCUAAAUUUGACGUGACUUUGGCAGUUACACAUGUCGAGCAUUGGCUUCUGUAUAAACUAUAAAAUUAAUGUAUUUUAUAAGGUAGAUAAUAAUCCACACAUGGGCUUAUUUCCUGAAGAGGGACUGGUUAUUAGGCUAGAUUCAAUGCAACUAUUAAGAUGCCUAAAACUUGAAUAGUUUGUUACUAUAGGUGGCAAGCAUUAAUUUCAAAAUUACAUGGAGUGGCAUACAAAGGGG
This is a messenger RNA of Porites lobata, 5561 nucleotides long. The record is from the annotation of a GenBank genome assembly. NCBI's taxonomy places the organism in Eukaryota, Metazoa, Cnidaria, Anthozoa, Scleractinia, Poritidae.